Messenger RNA from Odocoileus virginianus texanus, 3401 nucleotides. Lineage: Eukaryota; Metazoa; Chordata; Mammalia; Artiodactyla; Cervidae. The record is from RefSeq and is a predicted model, not a curated record.
AUGAAGACCGGGGGGAGAGCCAGCGAAGGGGGCGGGCGAUCCGCCGGCUCCGCGGGCACCGCCGCCGAGUCGCGCCUGCUGCUCUUUGUGCGUAACGAGCUGCCGGGGCGCGUCGCGGUGCAGGACGACCUGGACAACACGGAGCUGCCCUUCUUCACCCUGGAGAUGUCGGGCACAGCUGCGGACAUCUCGCUGGUCCACUGGCGGCAGCAGUGGCUGGAGAACGGCACCCUGUACUUCCACGUGUCCAUGAGCAGCUCCGGGCAGCUGGCCCAGGCCACCGCCCCCACCCUCCAGGAGCCCUCGGAGAUCGUAGAGGAGCAGAUGCAUAUUCUCCACAUUUCUGUGAUGGGUGGCCUCAUCGCCCUGCUGCUGCUGCUGCUGGUAUUCACGGUGGCGCUGUACGCCCAGCGGCGCUGGCAGAAGCGGCGCCGCGUCCCCCAGAAGAGCGCCAGUACGGAAGCCACCCACGAGAUUCACUACAUCCCGUCGGUGCUGCUGGGCCCGCCGGCGCGGGAGGGCUUCCGCUCCGCCCGGCUGCAGGCGCAUAACUCGGUCAUCGGCGUGCCCAUCCGCGAGACGCCCAUCCUGGAUGACUACGACUACGAGGAGGAGGACGACCUGCCCCGCCGGGCCAACCACGUCUCCCGUGAGGACGAGUUCGGCAGCCAGGUGACCCACAGCCUGGACAGCCUGGGCCGACCAGGGGACGAGAAGGGUGACUUCGAGAAGAAAGCGGCGGCUGAGGCGACACAGGAGCCAGUGGAGUCCCUGAUGCAGAAGUUCAAGGAGAGCUUCCGCGCGAACACGCCCAUCGAGAUCGGUCAGCUGCAGGCAGCACCACGCAGCAUCUCAGCAGGGAGGCGGAAGAGGAGAAGCAGGCCCCGAGGGGGCAUCAGCUUUGGGAGAACCAAGGGGACGUCCGGGUCCGAGGCGGACGAUGAAACGCAGCUGACAUUCUACACGGAGCAGUACCGCAGCCGUCGCCGCAGCAAAGGUUUGCUGAAAAGCCCCGUGAACAAGACGGCCCUGACGCUGAUUGCCGUGAGCUCCUGCGUCCUGGCCAUGGUGUGUGGCAGUCAGAUGUCCUGUCCACUCACGGUGAAGGUGACUCUGCACGUGCCCGAGCACUUCAUUGCAGACGGGAGCAGCUUUGUGGUGAGUGAAGGGAGCUACCUGGACAUCUCCGACUGGUUAAACCCGGCCAAGCUGUCCCUGUAUUACCAGAUCAAUGCCACCUCCCCGUGGGUGAGGGACCUCUGCGGACAGAGGACCACAGAUGCCUGUGAGCAGCUCUGCGACCCAGAAACCGGAGAGUGCAGCUGUCACGAAGGCUAUGCCCCUGACCCGGUUCACAGACACCUGUGCGUGCGCAGUGACUGGGGGCAGAGCGAAGGUCCCUGGCCAUACACGACACUGGAGAGGGGCUAUGACCUGGUGACAGGGGAACAAGCCCCUGAAAAGAUCCUCAGGUCUACUUUCAGCUUGGGCCAAGGACUAUGGCUUCCUGUCAGCAAAAGCUUCGUGGUCCCACCUGUGGAGCUGUCCAUCAACCCACUGGCCAGCUGCAAGACUGACGUGCUCGUCACGGAAGACCCUGCAGAUGUCAGGGAGGAUGCGAUGCUGUCCACGUACUUUGAAACCAUCAACGACCUGCUGUCCUCCUUCGGGCCUGUCCGUGACUGCUCUCGGAACAACGGGGGCUGCACGCGCAACUUCAAGUGUGUGGCUGACCGUCAGGUGGACUCCUCGGGGUGUGUGUGCCCCGAGGAGCUGAGACCCAUGAAGGAUGGCUCCGGCUGCUACGACCACUCCAAAGGCAUCGACUGCUCCGACGGCUUUAACGGCGGCUGCGAGCAGCUGUGUCUGCAGCAGACGGUGCCCUUACCCUAUGACGCCACCUCCAGCACCAUCUUCAUGUUCUGCGGCUGUGUGGAGGAGUACAAGCUGGCCCCUGAUGGGAAGUCCUGCCUCAUGCUCUCAGAUGUCUGCGAGGGCCCCAAGUGCCUCAAGCCUGACUCCAAGUUCAACGACACCCUCUUUGGAGAGAUGCUACAUGGUUACAACAACCGGACCCAGCACGUGAACCAAGGCCAAGUCUUCCAGAUGACCUUUAGGGAGAACAACUUCAUCAAGGACUUCCCGCAGCUGGCCGACGGGCUGCUGGUGAUCCCGCUGCCGGUGGAGGAGCAGUGCCGGGGGGUUCUCUCCGAGCCCCUCCCGGACCUCCAGCUGCUCACUGGAGACAUCAGGUACGACGAGGCCAUGGGGUACCCCAUGGUGCAGCAGUGGCGCGUCCGCAGCAACCUCUACCGUGUGAAGCUCAGCACCAUCACCCUCUCGGCAGGCUUCACCAACGUCCUCAAGAUCCUGACCAAGGAGAGCAGCCGGGAGGAGCUGCUGUCCUUCAUCCAACACUAUGGCUCGCACUACAUCGCAGAGGCCCUCUAUGGCUCCGAGCUCACCUGCAUCAUUCACUUCCCCAGCAAGAAGGUCCAGCAACAGCUGUGGCUCCAGUACCAGAAAGGAAAGGCCAAGGCUGAAAAAGGAGGUCGGAGGGAAGAGACCAAAUGGGGCACGUGUAACAACCACGGACAUCGCACAGCCCUUCACAGUUCACAGUCUGGCCUUUGGUCUUCCCACCUACCCCUUGAGGCAUAAAAAAGGCAAGAGGACCCACCUCUCAUCACUGAGAAAGGGAAAUCUGAACUCAGAAGUGAUUGGGGGCUUGCCUGGACCACACCAGGUGUUACUGAAUGAACUAGUGUUUAAAUUCCAACCUGAGUCCAAUGUCCCGGUCUUUCCAGGUUUCCUAAUUAAUGGUGGGGCUCUGGUCACUGUUGUGAUCCAGCCACUAGAAAUGAUGGAAGGCCAAGGGGGUUGGGGUGGAUGUGCCUGAUUAAAAUGUCUCCCAUGAGAGUUUUACUCUCAUUCCCAUAAGUGCUUCCAAGUGUGCAUUGCACAGGAAAAAGAAAGUCACAUUGAUCAUUCAUUACCCUCUGGUUCACUGGUAUUUCCUAAGUGCUUCUUCACUGCAGACCUCGUGUAAUGCUGGGGCAUUACAGUAGGCAAGACAUGGGUGCUGUCUACACGUGGGUUCAGCCUGUACUAGCCUUCCAAUACUCUGUCAUUUCUGUGAUAGACAUUCUUUUUUUGAUCUAUUGAUAGGCAACUGGAGAAAGGCAGGUGGCUGGCGUGUGGUAGGGAACUCAGUCACUGUCACAGUGGCCCGUGAAUUUUGUUUCAUAUGCCAGUUCUGAUCAGUUGAGGAGUGGCUUGUCCAGACGCUGUGUGGAGGUCACUGGGGUCAUCAGAAAAGAACGCUGGUCAAUUAGCUUGUCAACGUGGUCAGUUAGCAGUAUCUGCUCUAGAUGCAGAAAGGGGAAGUUGUGGUCGACACU